This is a messenger RNA of Saccostrea echinata, 340 nucleotides long. Its product is annotated as serine protease inhibitor Cvsi-2-like. The transcript has 3 exons. Bases 65 to 340 code for a protein of 91 amino acids. NCBI's taxonomy places the organism in Eukaryota, Metazoa, Mollusca, Bivalvia, Ostreida, Ostreidae. The record is from RefSeq and is a predicted model, not a curated record.
AUAAGACAAUUUCAAACGUGAUACGACUUAGUUGACAUUUGGAGUCCUAACAAGACUAGUGAACAUGAAAGCCACACUCUGUUUAGCUAUCAUUGCUUGUUUUGUUGCUGUGGUGUACAGCGAAGACUGUAGACAAACAUCUGACUGUGUGAACACCGCUUGUGCCGCUGGGGCUUUUGUUGGAUGCUCCCACUCCGCAAGACAAUGCACAUGUUACACACAUAACACGCAUGGAAUUGCUUGUACUGACCGUGACACAUGCCGCGCCUCCUCUGCUCUUCACUGUGAUAGGGACGAAAAACACUGCGUGGACGGAUUCUGUCACUGUACACACAACUGA